GGGGACCAUCAACAGCUGGUAAAGGUUGUCAAUCGCCAAUUGUUUUUAUCAAAGAAGAUUUAACGCUGUGCUGCAUUUUAAAACAACCGCAAAUGUUUAGUUAGCAAUUGUCGGCAAUUUAAGGUACAAGGAGAACAUGUUGAAGGCACUUAAACCGGACACGUACGCCGGCAUUGCUAACGCCAAGUGCGGCGAGGUGUAUUUCCAGGAUUUGACCAGCUACCGGAUAGACUGCGUGUUCUGUGAAAUGAAAAGCUUUGUCUUUGGUGACUUUUUGCUCCACAUACAGAACGUACACUUUGAGAAUGGCUUGCUAAAGACAGAAGUGGUGCAACCGAAGCAGGAGCAAAGGGGAUCACAAUCGCCGCCGGUGUCAGUAGUGGCUCGAGUAAACCCUCUGGCUUGGUACGACGUGGAGGACAAUGGCAUUGAAAGUGGAGAAAUAGCAGGAGAUGCUGAAAGCGACAGCGAUGAUAACGAUGAUUAUGACUAUGGAGCUGAAAUCGACGGUAGGCAAGAUGACGGAGAUAUGGCUGGCAUACAAAGCAGCGCAAUUAUGAAAUGGGACAAUGCCAGAGCGGUAGCCACAGCAUCAUCCGGACCUACCACCCAAGCCGCAUCUGGACGUAGCACUCGCUCUUUAAACGUAUGUUACAAUGAGGAUUCGGAGAACGAUGUAGCGGCCCAUGGUGACUAUGAUGCGGAUAGUGACAGCAAAGGCCCGGCGGCCAGGAAAAAGCAAAAGCUUGCCUGUCCAGAUUGCGGCAAAGUUUACCAGAGCAAGAAAACUCUUCGCCGGCACAUGAUGGUGCAGCAUAAAUCCGUCGAUUCUGAAGCCGGCAACACCGAGGAUGACGCGGACUACAAGCCCCCCAAGGUUUCUGUUCCCAAGCUGUCAAUGGAGUACAAAUGCGAGCACUGCGAAAAAAUAUACCAUGGCAAAUACACGCUAAAGCAGCACGUGAAGCGCGAUCACGACAUAUCCAUGAACGAAACUUUCACCUGCACUGAAUGCAACGUAAAAUUGCCUCGCCAGCGAUUGCUUGAUGAGCAUGUCGUGGAGGCGCAUGGCGGAGCCCCAUGUCUGGUCUGUGGGCGUCGAUACAGAACCCGCCACGAACUCAAGCGUCAUCAGUUAAAACACAGCAGUGAACGCAAUGUCCCAUGCACGCAUCCUGGCUGUGGCAAGCGUUUUUUUAGUACCCGCCAUAUGCGUAAUCACAGCAAGGUUCACUCCGAGGAAAAGAACUUUGUAUGCGAGAGUUGCGGCUACAGUUGUCGCAACAAGGAGACCCUACGCGUCCACAUACGCAGCCAUACCGGAGAACGUCCGUUCGCCUGUAAAGUAUGUAGUAAGUCUUUUCCCUCGCACUCCGGAUUACGCGAGCACAUGGCCAUGCAUUCGACGGAGCGUCCGCAUAUAUGCAACGUUUGCGGUGCAACUUUCUCCCGCCAAAAAGGUCUCUACCACCAUAAGUUCCUGCACUCGGCGACCAAGCAGUUUGUCUGCAAGCUAUGCGGAAACGCCUAUGCCCAAGCAGCCGGUCUAGCCGGGCAUAUGCGCAAGCACCGCAAUGACGAGCUGAAUGGCUAGCGAAUAGUUAAGGUAGAUUAGGCUAGACGAGAAGGAUCUAGCAAGUGUUCAAAAAUUAAGUUCAAAGUUGCAUCUUCCAUCUAAUAAGAGUAGAUUUAUCUAAGAUAUUAGGCUAGUAUAGGGAUGG
This is a messenger RNA of Scaptodrosophila lebanonensis, 1721 nucleotides long. RefSeq names its product gastrula zinc finger protein XlCGF46.1. The coding region runs from base 137 to 1594 and encodes 485 amino acids. The transcript has a single exon. Lineage: Eukaryota; Metazoa; Arthropoda; Insecta; Diptera; Drosophilidae. Gene Ontology annotation, molecular function: DNA-binding transcription factor activity, RNA polymerase II-specific; RNA polymerase II cis-regulatory region sequence-specific DNA binding. Gene Ontology annotation, biological process: regulation of DNA-templated transcription. The record is from RefSeq and is a predicted model, not a curated record.